Drosophila guanche is the source of this 565-nucleotide messenger RNA. RefSeq lists its product as uncharacterized. The record is from RefSeq and is a predicted model, not a curated record. NCBI's taxonomy places the organism in Eukaryota, Metazoa, Arthropoda, Insecta, Diptera, Drosophilidae. The transcript is spliced from 2 exons. Bases 23 to 388 code for a protein of 121 amino acids.
UAACAUUUUCUACCAUUCCCUCAUGCUCAAGGCUGCUCAAGCCUUGGGAGCUGCCGAGAUUUUGAUCACUGAUUUGGAGCAGCAGCGCCUGCAUUUGUCCAAGGAGCUGGGCGCCACACACACACUGCUGCUGGACAGAGAACAGAGUGCCGAGCAGCUUGCCAAAAGAGUCCGUUCAACCAUGGGCCAGAGCCCUGAGCAAGCGGUCCUCGACUUUGCUAGGUCGAAUUACAUUGCCAAACUGAUCUCUUGGGGAUUUGUAUGUUUUGGUGGCCAUAUCCUUAGUGUCCUUUUAGGGUUGACCAGAAACGUGAAACGAAAAUACAUGGCGUUCGCUACUGCGACACCUAUUCGGCCGCUCUGGCUCUGGUGGCAUCGGGCAAAGUGAAUGUCAAGCGUCUGGUCACACACCACUUUGACAUCACGGAGACGGUAAAGGCGUUUGAGACGUUCCGCUGCGGCCAUGGCGAUGCAAUUCGGGUCUUGAUACAUGUCCAGCCCAGAGAUGCCAACAAUCCAGUUAAAUUUUAAAUAAAUAUAAUAAAACCAGAAUUUAUGAGAGUGA